AUGGUCGCGGGAUACAGUGGUCUGGGAAAGACGAGCUUCAUCCGAACACUGUGUGGAACAUUCAAGCUUCGAGCAUCCGCCACUGGUGGGCUCAAGAACAAGGCUUCUUCUCCAAACCUUCCAGACGAUAUAGCAGCUGACAAGAAACCCACCUCUCCCACCUCUCCCACCUCUCCCAUUGCCAUCAAACCUCAUACGACCAAGGAGUCUGUAGCCUAUGCUACCGGGCAGUUGGAGCGCACACUCAACUCAUUCGAGGCACUUUUUGAGAUUGAUGAAGGGAACGAAAAAAUCAACCUGACUUUGGUCGACACACCUGGAUUUGUUGGCUCUGAUGAGGUUAUUGAUUCCCAUUGCGACGAAAUCUUGCGUUAUCUUGAAUAUCAGUUUGACUUGACACUUGCUGAGGAAAGAAAAGUCCGCAGAAACCCCAAGGCUAUCGACAAUCAGAUCCAUGCCUGCCUCUACUUUAUCGACCACUCUUCACCACGCCUAGGUCUGUCGGAUGCAGAUGUUCGGAUUCUAAAGCGUCUAGGCACACGUGUCAACCUGAUUCCCGUCAUUGCUCGGGCUGAUACCCUCACACGCGCAUACUGCAAGCGUCUGAAGCAGGCUAUCCUUAAGGAUGCAGCUCACCACCAGAUUCAGUUUUUCCAAUUCUUGAGCCCCAAAUUAGCCAAGAGAUUGCAACAACAGUACGGAGAACAGAACGAUGGCAAGAAGAAGCGGGCCAGUCGACAGGGACCUGGUGAUGAUGAGGAGGCAGCAGAACACGGCCUGGCUAAUGACGAGGAAGACGAGGAAGAAGAAGAUGAUUAUGAUGAAGAUGACUGGGACUCAGAAUUCUUGGAAGAAAAGGCACAUUUACAAUCACUUGUACCCUUCACAGUGAUUGCACAGGAGGAGGAUGGCGUGGAUAUCCGUGACGAGAAUGGCAAUCACAUCCAAGGACGUGAGUUUCCUUGGGGUAUUUUGAACUGUCUUGAUAGCAAUCACUGCGACUUGGCAAGCCUUCGUUCAGCUCUAUUGUCCUCUCAUCGCCAGGAGCUUAAAGAAAUUACCUAUGGCUACUUUUACGAGAAGUAUCGUACAGAAAAGCUACUAGCACGGACCAAGAGCCAGCAAUUCGCAAUGCAACAACAGCAACAACAUCAACAGCCACAUUAUCAACAACAACCACAUCAACCAUACCCCCCACAGCAACAGCACUUGAGGAAUGGUAGUGCAGGGAUACCACCAGCACGCAUCCAGACCAAAGGCCCGAUAAUGAAUGGUGGUUCAUCAAAUGCCACCGGUACUUGGGAAGAAUAA
Messenger RNA from Lobosporangium transversale, 1311 nucleotides. RefSeq names its product Septin-domain-containing protein. Lineage: Eukaryota; Fungi; Mortierellomycota; Mortierellomycetes; Mortierellales; Mortierellaceae. The transcript has 2 exons. Gene Ontology annotation, molecular function: GTPase activity; molecular adaptor activity; GTP binding. The record is from RefSeq and is a predicted model, not a curated record. The coding region runs from base 1 to 1311 and encodes 436 amino acids. Gene Ontology annotation, biological process: cytoskeleton-dependent cytokinesis. Gene Ontology annotation, cellular component: septin ring; septin complex; cytosol.